AGCCUCACAGAAUUGGGUUUUGUACUGUUAUUAUGUGUUUAUAUGUAUUGUUUUAAUCUUGACAAUUAUAUUUCAGGAUUGGAAAGUUGCAUAUUCAUGUACAGGGUAAUUUGAAAGCACCUAAUACAGACAUAUGCUGAAUCAAAUUCCUCCCUAAUGUUUGAAAAGUCUGUGGUUGGGAUGAAGUUGAGCCAGCUUUGAUACCUUAACUCCUCCCGUGCCAUUAGCUUCUGUUGCAUCAGAAGCAAAAAGUGCACAGUAUCUGCACAGCAGUUGAUACAAAAAAAUGUAAAGGCAAGUUAUAUAUAAUAUCUAGUUAAAAACCUGUUCACUUUCUUUACUGCUUUAAAGUAUUGAAAUUGAAUGAGCUUCAUCCCUCAUCAUUGCCAAGGAGCUGUUUGCCACUCGUCAGAUGAACAGGUAGGUGACAGCCCUGAGCUACGCUUAGUGUUCCUUGCCUUAGUUUGUCAGGUGAACAGGUAGGUGACAGCCCUGUGCUACACUUAGUGUUCUUUGCUGUAGUUUGUCAGGUGAACAGGUAGGUGACAGCCCUGUGCUACACUUAGUGUUCUUUGCUGUAGUUUGUCAGGUGAACAGGUAGGUGACAGCCCUGUGCUACACUUAGUGUUCUUUGCAGUAGUUUGUGGCCUACUGCUGGCCUACACUUGAAGUCACAGGGAUUUCCAGCAUUGAAUGGCCUGUCUGUGUUCCUUCCAGACAGGGGCCUGUCCCAGUAACACUGCCUGUUUCUUUGUCCCCCAGAGACCCACCCAUUUCCAACGUGCUUUCAGUCUGACCCACCAGCCCUUAAAAACAUCUUCAUAUCAAAGCAGCCCUCUGUCCCCCACAUGGGGGUACAAAGCUCCCUUUGCUUCUGUUUACGCUCCUCACAAGCCAUGCUCCUCCUCCUCCUCCUCCUUCUCCGCCCCUCCUGUCCUGCAGAGACGGCACAGCACGUCUUCCAUCAGCAGCCAGGUGCGCGUGGGCCCCGGAGAGCUGAAGCAGAUGGCUCGCUACUGCCCCAACAGCCCCGUGGAGGUGGAGGUGCCAGGACUCAAAGUCUUACACGUGCAGUUUAACUCCCCUUUACAGCUCUAUUCACAGGCCAACAUUAUGGAUACGUUACAGGGCCAGAUCUCCACAGUUAACCCUGAUCACGUCAGCAUAGAAUCCCAGAAACCGACGGCUAAACUAGCAGUAGACACCGAGUCAGAGGUUUACAAAAUGCUGCAGGAGAAUCAGGAGCCUGUGGAGCCUCCCAGACAGUCUGCCUCCUUCAAAGUCCUGCAGGAGAUCCUGGAGACUGAUGGGGAUGUGGAUAAACCAUCGGGAUUCAGAAGUGUAAGAGCACCUGCAACAAAGAUAGGUUCCACUGUUGGGCAUAUUGAAAAGCUGCCCAUCUGUAACCAGUGUGGAUCAGGCAUUGUGGGGGUGGUGGUUAAACUGAGGGACAAGUUCCGUCACCCCGAGUGCUACAUGUGUACCGACUGCGGCAUUAACCUGAAGCAGAAGGGACACUUCUUUGUGGAAGACAAGAUCUACUGUGAGAAGCACGCCAGGGAGCGAGUCACCCCUCCGGAGGGGUACGACGUAGUCACCGUAUUCCCAAAAUAGACUGUCCCACUUGAGCUUGCUGAACACAAGCAAGUCACAUUGGAAAAUGAGCAUUUACUCUUUUUAGUUCAGUUAAAAAAAUAUAUACAAUUGACUGAAGUGUGAGAUUUUGAUUGGCCUCCUUGUUUUGUGGAGUGAUUUAUCAAUGCACUGGGUUGUGUAUUAAAGAUUGCAGACGUGUUUAUUGUUCCUUUUUGUUUGAGUAACUGGCCCAUAUCAUUAAUGUGCGCUAAAAUAAACUGCUCAACAUGU
Acipenser ruthenus (sterlet) is the source of this 1866-nucleotide messenger RNA. RefSeq names its product PDZ and LIM domain protein 1-like. The transcript is spliced from 5 exons. Gene Ontology annotation, molecular function: muscle alpha-actinin binding; actin binding. Gene Ontology annotation, cellular component: filamentous actin; stress fiber; adherens junction. The coding region runs from base 694 to 1614 and encodes 306 amino acids. Gene Ontology annotation, biological process: actin cytoskeleton organization; muscle structure development; heart development. NCBI's taxonomy places the organism in Eukaryota, Metazoa, Chordata, Actinopteri, Acipenseriformes, Acipenseridae. The record is from RefSeq and is a predicted model, not a curated record.